GGUAUUUAUUUAUAUAUUUGAUUUUUCUAUGCCUUUUUGUUGUUGGUUUGUUUUUGGUUUUGGCUUUGCUUUAUUUCUUUACGUAAAGUUGAGUCCAAGUUGAGACACUCCCACAAUUGCAAGAUAACCGCGACUGCGCGCGUGUUUCCAACGCUUCGAAUCGCAGAUCGUGUGCCGCGAGGCAGUGGAGGAGUCGCUGGGGGACACUCUACAGAGUACCCCCCUCAAGUUAUAGGGAAGCCUGCCUCUGGGUGCGUCGGGAACUGCUUUACAGUGAUUUCAUGGCACAGCAAUUCACACAGCACUUCAGUUUGACUUUGCCACUCGCUCCGCUUUGUGUUUUUCUUGAAUCGAGACUCGAUUCGCUCCGAUCUACUCGAUCUACGAUCUCCGGUCUCUCGUCUCUGGUCUCUGGUCUCUGGUCUGCCGCCCACCACAGAUCUCUCCUCUGUGGUUCUGUCUCCGUAAUCGCCCCAUUAGGCCGAGCAUCGAUAUACACAUAUUAUAUAAAAUGCGGCAUCUGUUGCUGUUGUUCGUACUCUACCUGGCUCUGUCGCUGGCCAAACCGGCCACGGAGGCGCCUCGCCUGCUCAUCGACUCUGCCCCCUCGGUGGUGUCCUACCAGGGCUCCUCCCAAACGCACACACGCUUCGUCAUUGCGCCUAUGGGCAGGGCCCUGGGCUACGUGGAGCCCACGAAUCUCAAUCGAACGUUCCACACGAUGCCCACGACUCGGGAGGAGGGCUCUGGCUAUGAUCUGCUCAAUCUGAGUCCAGUUUAUGUGCCGCAUAACUGAUUACGUUGCAUUAUAGAUUGUACGCUUAGAAAUAUCUAGUUGAAUUCGAGUAAAUAUAUGCCGGCGAUGCCUAAAACAAGGGAACAUUGGAUUUACUUGUCAUUUUUGACAUAUACUGUCACUAGCGGUGACUUUCACUUUCUAGCAGAAAUAGUCGUAGUAGGCUCUGUCUGUAGUAGUUGUCAUUAUUUGUGCUCCACUUUUCAUUCUAAAUACUAGUCUACUCGAAUAAUCAUCAAAUAAAAUGGAUAACCGAAAUAAAAGAAACGCUUCACGUACCGCUACCGGGCUCAGCGGCAGUAUGGUGCCGUUUUCAUUGAUGACUUUGCGCGAGAUGGAUGACAUAGAGGCCAAGGGGCAGGACGCCUCCGUAGACGCGUACGAGGCGAGCACGCGUGCCUGGCGCAACCAAUUCAAGAAUCCCAAUCUGGUCCCCAAUCCCAUUGGAAUGGAGUUCUCGAGCCAGCGCCGCCUAUCUGAGGGAUCUUCGGUGGGCACUAUUAGCCACUACUCGGAGAACGAUAAUUCCCCGGCAGCCACUCCUCAGCGCGCUGUCUCGGCCGAAUCUGACUGUCUGGUCGUCUCGGACCACGAUAAUCAAACACAGCGUCGCUCCCGUACCUCGGACACCUCCUUGUCCCGGAGCUUCCGCAUCUAAGCGGAGCCCAGUCGCAAAGCCAACUGUCGCACGGAUGCUCUGUAGAGCUGACCGUUUUUAUGGAGUGUAGUCGGUGCCUUCUCAUCUUUCUCUGUGCGGAAUUAAAUGUGCAUUUCAUCUUGUUUUAUUUGA
This is a messenger RNA of Drosophila pseudoobscura, 1586 nucleotides long. RefSeq lists its product as uncharacterized. NCBI's taxonomy places the organism in Eukaryota, Metazoa, Arthropoda, Insecta, Diptera, Drosophilidae. The record is from RefSeq and is a predicted model, not a curated record. The coding region runs from base 512 to 796 and encodes 94 amino acids. The transcript is spliced from 3 exons.